GAAGGCAAUGAGGGAUGGCCUUGGCCAGCUGCCACACACAUCAAGCACCCCAAACAGGAGUCUAGUCAGGACUGAAGAGGAGACCGCAGAGGCUUUUGAUAGGGGCAUGUGACUUCUCCAAACUCCAUCCAUCCAGUAGUACAAGCAGCAAUGUCUCGCCCUCCUGCUGCUCGCCUCUUGCUCUUCAUCUUUUCCUUUUGGUUUGGUGCUUCUUUCAUUCAGAUCUGUUGUGCACAAAGCGUGGUGGUUGAUCCAAAGUUGAAGUUUGAGAAUCCAAGACUUCGGCAAGCCUACAUUGCCCUCCAAGCAUGGAAGAUGGCCAUUUUCUCAGACCCCUUCAACUUCACCUCCAACUGGGUUGGUCCCCAAGUCUGCUCCUACAUGGGUGUGUAUUGUGCCCCUUCUCUCUCCAAUCCCUCCCUCAAAGUGGUUGCUGGCAUCGACCUCAACCAUGCGGAUAUCGCCGGUUAUCCCUCUGAGCUGGGCCUCCUCUCCGACUUGGCUCUCUUCCAUCUCAACUCCAACCGCUUCUGCGGCAUUGUUCCCAGCUCUUUGAAGCGCAUGAAGCUCCUCUACGAGCUGGACAUCAGUAACAACCGCUUCGUGGGGAGCUUCCCCAAUGUGGUGUUGUCCAUGCCCUCCCUCAAGUUCCUGGAUCUCCGAUUCAAUGAGUUCGAGGGUCCAGUUCCAUCCCAGCUCUUCAAUAAGGAUCUGGAUGCAGUUUUCCUCAAUGACAACAGAUUCCAUUUCGGCAUCCCUCAGAAUCUGGGCAAUUCACCCGUCUCUGUUCUGGUCUUGGCCAACAACAAUCUUGGGGGUUGCAUUCCAGGCAGCAUUGGUAAGAUGGGAAAAACCCUAAAUGAGAUCAUCCUCAUGAACGACAAUCUCACUUCAUGCUUACCUCCUCAAAUCGGCCUUCUCAAAGAGGUUACCGUGUUUGAUGUGAGCUUCAAUCAUCUCCAAGGCUCACUGCCACCCGCCAUUGGCAAGAUGAAGAGCUUGGAGCAGCUGGAUGUUGCCCACAACAGUUUCACCGGUGCGAUUCCGCCCACCAUCUGUCAGCUGCCCAGAUUGGAAAACUUCACCUAUUCUUUCAACUACUUCACCGGAGAGGCUCCUGUUUGUGCUGCCAUUACUGGUGAUGGUCGCCAGAAUUGUAUCCCAGGAAAGACGGACCAGCGGUCCUCUAGUAUGUGUUCCUCUCAAGCUGCACGUCCUGUGGAUUGCAGCAAGUCCAAAUGCGGCGGCGGCAGCACCAACGCUGGUGGUUCCCCUCCCAAGAAAACCCCUCCUGUGCCCAGCCCAACAACGCCAGUUGGUCCUUCCCCGCCACCACCACCUUCUUCAAAGUCUUCGCCUUCCACCAGAUCACACCCACCACCACCCCAAUCACAACACUCGUCCGUGCCUCCUCCCGCCAAAUCAUAUCAUUCCCCACCUCCUCCAAAGCAGUCCCCCAUGACAUCCCCGCCACCGCCCCCACCUACUGAAAAGGUAUCACCAAGGACGCAUCUUCCGCCACCGCCGCCGCCGCCUCCACCACCACCACCACCUCCAUCAUCAAACCAGUAUCGUUAUUCGCCACCACCCCCACCCCCACCAUCCUCAUCAGAACAUUACAGUUCACCACCUCCAUCAUCGAAUCAUUACCACUAUUCAUCACCACCACCGCCACCAUCCACAUCAGGACAUUACAGUUCGCCACCUCCGUCAUCAAACCACUAUCAUUAUUCACCACCACCACCACCACCACCCACCGAAAAAGGAUCACCAAAUACCCAUUUUGUACCACCACCGCCACCACCUGUCUAUCCACAUAUGACACCGCCAUCCCCACCCCCGCCCUCACCUUCAUCACCAAAUCCGCCCCCAGAGUCUGAGAUGCCUCCGUCACAUCAACAACAGCCUCCAUCACCUGGGCCUUUGCAUCCUCUUCCUCCGCCACCAUCUGGAUGUGGCACUCCUGGAUCCCUACUCCCACCACCACCACCGCCACAUUCUCUACCAGUACCAUUGGCACCAGCACCCAGCCAUCACCACUCACAAUCAUACCCACCUCCCUCACAACAUUGGCAUCAUCCACCACCGUUACACCAUCAAAAUUCUCCACCACCCACCAAAAACCCAUAUUCGCCCCCUCCACCGCCUCCGGAUAACGUGCCAUUGCCACCAGUUAUCGGGGUAUCGUAUGCAUCUCCUCCUCCCCAGGAAUCCCCUACUACUGAUCUAUUUGAUAUCCAAUUUUAAAUCUCUUCCAUUCAAUCAUAUCUUUCCUGUGUAUUUGUCUAAAGGACAAAGACACCGAAGCGAGAAUUCUAUGCUGCAACAAAGAGCAAUGAACGAAGGAUCGCAGCAAGGAAGAGUUCCAUCUCGUGUGUCUUUUAUUGUAAUGCUGCUUUGUGUCUUUUUUGAGGGUUGCUUUCCUAGCAAUAAUCUAGCUUCACCUUUCUGCUUCUUGUUACUUAUGUAUUCUUAUUAAUUUAUAUGAUGAAGAUAAUGAUACAGACAUGGGUUUUGGAAGAGGGGCA
Vitis riparia (riverbank grape) is the source of this 2528-nucleotide messenger RNA. RefSeq names its product leucine-rich repeat extensin-like protein 2. NCBI's taxonomy places the organism in Eukaryota, Viridiplantae, Streptophyta, Magnoliopsida, Vitales, Vitaceae. The record is from RefSeq and is a predicted model, not a curated record. Gene Ontology annotation, molecular function: protein binding.